This is a messenger RNA of Pelobates cultripes (western spadefoot toad), 846 nucleotides long. NCBI's taxonomy places the organism in Eukaryota, Metazoa, Chordata, Amphibia, Anura, Pelobatidae. The record is from the annotation of a GenBank genome assembly.
AUGGAAGAUUUUUUCACAUUGGCUGGUGGUUUAGUAGAACAGGCGGAGGUAUGGCAGUACAGUGAAGAAGAUGCAGAUAGGAUACGGUGGACAUCAUCCACAUCUGAUUUACCUAAUACCACAUCCCUGAGGGAUAUAUAUUUUGAAUUAUUGAGACUAAGGAAACGUGAAACUGAUUUAGACCUACAUGGUCUCUUUUUAUCUGAAUAUCAUCGUAAGCUGCAAAUCCCACGUGGUUUUCGUGUCAAAAAUAUCCCCACUAUUGGUAGAUUAAAGCCACAGGUCUGCAAGCGUUGGAUUUCAGUUUUAAAUAAAUGUUCAUUGGACCUUAUGCUGAUCAUCAUUGAGGAUGUCAGAGAGGACCUAAUUCAGGUGAGGAGACGGAUCUCUGAAUUAGAAACAAAACAGGCAGUAUUAUUAUCAGCACCGGAAUCUGCACCAACUUUAUUAAAACUGGAAAAUAACAUCAAGAACUAUAAGACAGACCUUGUCAGGUUUAAAAGAGAAAAACAGGAAAAAGUGACAGCUGAUUAUAAGGAGCAUCGUGUAUAUAGAUGGCUCAGUGGGAAGUCUGAUGUACCAUACUUCAUCAAGAAACGCAGACCUAUUCGCAAACCUAGACAGUUUACAAUAGAUAAAACCUCAGGAGAAUCCACCUCUGAGUCGGAGCUAGUGCACGAUUCAUUUCCAGUACGUAAACCUGGUAAUACAUCAGGCAUUGCACAACCUUUUUUAGAGACGGCAUCAGCCGAGGAAUUUCCUAUACGGACACGCUAUCAGAACAGACAUGCAAUAUCAGGCGGAGACACAUUACUAGACGUGGACAAAAGGGGCGCACCUUCUGGG